CUUUUCAAGUCUCCCCCUAUUAACAUUUCCCCUUUUUUAUUUUUAUUUCAUUUGUUUUCAUAUUUUUUUUUAUUUUAUAGGGUUAGGGUUUCUCUUCGAAGAAAAUGUUGCAGAAAACCCCUUCGUCUCUCUUUAUAUUGCGGGAAUUUUCUCUGGAGCAAGUUUCCAGGUCAACCAUGGCUUGAUUCUUUGGUUCUCUGAUCAAAGUUGCUCAGCUAUACCCGUUUAGUACAAGUCCACUUCUUGAACAACUAGAAGCAAUGUACCAGGAAGGAGCCCCUGAGUUUGUUAUUGAUCAGGGAAUAUACUACCCUACCACCAACUAUGGAUUGUACUGUACAGGUUUUGAAUCACCCGUUGAAUGGGAGGACCACCAGAAUAUUUUUAGUGCAGAUGGUCCAGAUGUCCAAUAUGCGGGUGCCCAAACUGAAACUUUGCCUUAUGUAUAUUACACACCUAGCUAUGGAUAUGUACAGUCUCCAUACAACCCAUACAAUCCUUACAUACCUGGUGCUGUGAUGGGUGACGGCUCAUUUAUAGGGGCGCAACAAUAUUACACCCUUCCCCCAUAUCAAAACCCUGUAUCUCCAUCUGCUUAUGUUCCUGUUGUCAUUCAACCAGAUGGCAUCCCAAAUAGUUCAACAGACUCUUUGUUAGAUGCUCGUGCAUCAAUUGCCAAUAGACCUGAUGGAAGAGGAGUUAAACAUAACCUUGCUUCAGCAUCUGCAGCCUUUUCUAGAAACUCUUCAAAGUCUGCCCCAAAUCAGACUGAUUCCUUGACCAGGGUGUCGGAUGGACAAAGUAAGCAAUCUGGUAUCCAUGGAAGCAUUCCUGAUAGUUCUGGUCUAGCUUCAGCACGUGCUCAUCAGGGUAGAAUUGCUUCUGGUUUUGGCAACAUUCCUGGUGGGAAACUUCCAUCACAUCGUAAUCAAUUAAAAGCGGAUCUUCCUGUUGGUAAUGCAUUUUCUGACUAUGGUUCAAGUGCUCCUGGACGUGGUACAUUGGAUAUGCUUCGACCCAAGAUCCAUGUUGGCAGGGAUUUGAAUGAUGCACAUGGAUUCCCAGAUACAUUGGGUGAACAGAAUCGAGGCCCUAGAACCAACAGAUUAAAAAACCAACUCAUGGUUAAAGCUUACACAACUAAAGCAGGAAAUACUGAUGCCGAAGGAAACAUUAUUAUCUAUACUGACCAAUAUAACAAGGAUGAUUUUCCAAUUGACUAUGUUGAUGCAAAGUUUUUUGUAAUAAAAUCUUAUAGUGAGGAUGAUGUACACAAGAGCAUCAAAUACAAUGUUUGGUCAUCUACACCCCAUGGAAACAAGAAACUAGAGAGUGCUUUUGAAGACAUGCAGAAAUUAGCUGCAGGAAGGCCUAGCGGCUGCCCCAUCUUCCUGUUCUUUUCUGUUAAUGCCAGUGGACAAUUCUGUGGUGUUGCAGAGAUGAUUGGCCCAGUUGACUUCCAGAAGGAUAUGGAUUUCUGGCAGCAAGAUAAGUGGAGCGGAAGCUUCCCUGUCAAGUGGCACAUCAUUAAAGAUGUUCCGAAUAGCCAUUUUAGGCACAUCAUAUUAGAGAACAAUGAAAACAAGCCAGUGACUAAUAGCAGGGAUACGCAAGAGAUAGUGUACAAGCAAGGUAUGGAGAUGCUGAAAGUAUUCAAAAAUCACACAAUGAAGACCUCUUUACUCGAUGACUUUAUGUACUAUGAAAAUCGUCAGAAAAUCAUGCAGGAAGAGAAAGCCAGACUACUAAUUAAAAGCUUUGAGAGCCCAAUCCUAGCACCUGCAUUGGAUCCUGCCAAUAAGCCAAACUAUGUUGAGCUACUUCUGCAUGAAAAUGAGAUAACUAUGAAGCCAAGUGAUCCUGACAUGUUGAAGAGAACUGUUCCUUCUUCUAGUCAGCAGGUUUCUGAAGAUUCUGAUAUAACUAAUGCAAGAACCAUGAAUGAAAACGUAGAACGAAUUCCAGUGGAAGCCAAAGAUGAUGUAUCUACCUUAAAGAUUGGCUCACUCACUAUAAAUCCAAAGCAAGCUGAGCCUAAACCCUCUGCAGAUGCUGCAGUUGCUGCUAUGGAUAGUGAAGCUGUUGAGGUAGUAACUGUGGGAUCAAUGCCUGUGAAAGUCAAUGGAUUUACUGAAUCUUCUGGUUUUCUAACGGUUGGUACUAUCCCUCUUAAUCCUAAGACCCUACAACUUGAUGAAGGAGGUGUUUCUGGUAAAAAGGGUAUGGGUCGUGCUGAGGCUUAUGAUUAACUGUGGACUUAUUUUUCGGCUGGAACAUGCUCUACCUUGGUAGUUAUGGUGCAGUCUUGACUGUUGUAAACUUGAGUGUAUCAUACUCAAUUGUUUCAGGAUGGUUAAUCGAAAUACUUGUUCAGGUCAGGUUUUACUGUUUUCCACCCCCCCUUUUCUUCGGUCUUUUACUUACCCAAGCUGGUUUCCAAUCCAUCAAUACUCCAUACUGACAGUCGGUCAUUUACUUUUUUUCUGGGGGGGUGCUUGCUUUCGUUUCUGAAAUUAAGUGGGAAUGAAUACAUUGUAAUCUUUUAUUUUGCUUUUCAAUAUUGAUACAAAAAAUUCUCUUUUUCUUUUGCAA
Theobroma umbraticum is the source of this 2592-nucleotide messenger RNA. RefSeq names its product YTH domain-containing protein ECT4-like. Gene Ontology annotation, molecular function: mRNA binding. Gene Ontology annotation, cellular component: cytoplasm. Gene Ontology annotation, biological process: mRNA destabilization. Lineage: Eukaryota; Viridiplantae; Streptophyta; Magnoliopsida; Malvales; Malvaceae. The record is from RefSeq and is a predicted model, not a curated record.